AUGGACCCUUGUUGUGUGUCUAUGAUCAAUAACACGCACUUAAACGACUCUACAUCCAGUUCUGAUGCAGCAGAUGUGUUAAUUAACUCAAGCAGAGCAGCUUUGGGUGCCAGCAGAGAGGAAAUACAGCGUAAGAGCCAUAAUAAAGUUAAUAUUUACAUCAGGAGACUGUCAGACUCUGAAGAUGUUCAUUCUGUGGGUGGGAGAGAAAUCCCACCUGUCCUGUCUGUGAAUAUACCUUCAGCUUCAGAUGCAGGUAACCCCCAUGAACAACAGUCUGGUGGACCAUCAAAUCAAUUUGCUGACUUUUUUGACCAAGUCUCCAGGAAAGAGAAAAGUAAAGUUCAAACUACAAUCAUGCAGACAGCAAACUUAAAGUCAAAAGGUGAAGAUGUGCACAUUUCUACAUACUCUGCUGAUGGGAGAGGAGCAGUUUCUGCAGCCCUCAAGAAAAGAUCCCAAAGUGCCCCUUUAAGACGUAACGUGACAGUACAAGUGUUGGACCAAGACAGAUCCCAAACUCCAGGAGGCCAGUCAGAUCCUGUUUGUCCAUUAGGAGAUCCUGGGACUUCUGCAAAUGUGGCAGCCAUAACAGCUGCUACUAUUGCUGCCACAGCGCCACUUAUCAAGGCUCAGAGUGAGAUGGAGGCUCAGAUCGCACUGGUAACUGCUGAGCUGCGGAGGUUGCAGGCAGCAGAGUCCAAUGUCCAGCCGGGAAGGGCGGCCAGUACUGAGAACAGUCCUGCUGGGAGAGUAGCCCAUCUGGAGGAACAACUUAGCAUUCUGAUCCAGCAGAGACUGCAACACCUGGAGACGAUCCAAUGUCAGCAGAUCCAGCUGCAGAAUCGCCUCCUGGGAUCAGCUUUGGAUGUCGUAGCAGCUCGGGCAAACACAGACUCACAGUCCACCCUGCACAUGAGCUCUGGAAUCACCCAGACAGACUCUCUGCCAGCUCAGAUCUCAGGCAGUCGCAGCAUCAGUCUCUCUGCUACUGAUAAAACCUCUGCUGGAAGCCCAGCAUCAGGUGAGGCUGCUGCUGAGAUUUGGUGUCUGGUGCCCGGGCUGAUCCUUGCGAUAUCUUCUCUCUUUGCAGGAAAUGGCAGACUUCAGGACCAGAGCCCUAAUAACCGGAGGUCUCCCGAGAGAUGCGGCUUGCAGUCUGUUGGGGUAAAGAGGUUCGCCAUGGCAACAGCCGACAACGGCCAACCAGAGCGGUCCAGGAAAAGCCAGACGCCACCUAAAGCAUCUGUUGCUCUUACUGGUAGUGUACAACCUGAAGAACCGGCUUUCAUGAAGCCACAGAAUGAACGGAAGAACCAGGCAGAACAUAUACAUGUGGCGUCUUCCAGCUCGGCUGUCCAAAGAGCCAAUGAGAUGCUGCAGGAUCCGGGACGGUUUAAAAAUGAGAUGAAGAGUCUACUGCAGAUUGCUGAUGCGUUUCCUGUGCAGAAUGCCAAGUCGACCCAGAACAGCAGGAGCAGCCAUCUCGCCCCCUCCACCACGGCCCCGCCUCUUUCCAUAACCCCCAUCUCCGUGCCCCCAGAGCCGGUUGAUGCAAUUACCAUCAGGGCUGCUCCUUUAAACAGAGCCAGCAUUCUGAAGAGCAUCCAGCCGCCCACAUCCAUGUUUGAGGAUGCAGGACUGGUCCUGAGGCAGGUCAGGCAGAGCAAGAAGGUUCUGGAAGAAAACCUGGAAGCCAUUUUGAGAGCCACAGAUGGAGAGGUGCUUCACACGCAGUUAGAGGCACUGUCGAAAAACAGAGAUGUCCGUGAAGAGCUGAGGAUAAAGAAGACAGUUGAUGCCUGGAUCAAUACACUCAGCAAGGAGAUUCAGGAUGAGCUGGUGAGGGAGAACUCUGAGAGGAUUGUGGAGAGGAGCGAUGCUGCAGUCUCUAAAGUGGUGCAGCAGGGCCAGGGGAGCAGGAGCGGACGUGUGGCUGGUCCGAGAGGGGGAGGAAGAGCAAGAGGGGGAAGUGAAACCUCUGCGGCAGAGAAGAAAACCUCUCUGAGAGGCUCAGUUAGAGCGCAAGCAGAAAACACACUGGCACACAGCAAACAACCCGCUCUGUCUGUCAGAACCAGACCUGAAGGGAAGCGAGAGACGGCUCAGCCGGCUGGGAUAAAAUCUCAGGAUGAUCAGGAGUAUCUGGUCAGGCUGUAUGGAAAAGCCCUUUAUGAUGGCCAUCGACGAACACUUAAAAAAAGCCCUUACCUUCGAUUCAACUCCCCCACGCCAAAAUCCAAACCGCAACGACCGAAAGUAGUAGAGACUGUCAAAGGGGUGAAGAUGAAGUCAUCUAAAACCCAAACUAGCCAGUUUGUGGAUGAUGGUCCUGCGCUGCAGUCUUCAGUCUCUGAGCCCCAUUUCCUGUUCAGCCCCAGUGAUCCUGCCCAACAGCAGCAGCCUGGCUCUCCAGUGCGAGGUUACCUCAUUCCCAUGGCCAUACCUUUAGGUAAGCCCAGAGUGGACGGCCAGGCCCCGGUGCCUUCAUGGGUCAUCAUUAGUGACAAACCAGCCACUGUAACAACUUCCUUCCCUUCCAUCACUGUUCCUGAACCCAAACCUGCUCCUGCUAUUCGGAAACCCAACACCAUCUUACUGGAGGUCCAGUCAGAACCGAAGAGACGGACCCCACAGCUCCAAAUACAGGUCCAGCCUGGUGUGAACAUUGAGAGUGGUCUGUGCAUCCGGCCAGCUUCCUCGUCUACACCAUUGAUUCCAGCCGAAACCAUCCUUCCUCCACCUUCAACCCAUGCUGCCGAGGAACUGCAUGCUGGUGAAGAUCAGGAGGAAAAUAUCUUUCCCGGAACCAAUUUCUUGGCUGUAGCCGACAUCAGCCAGGAAACAAACGGUGGACUUCCAGACUCUCCUAUAGAGCUCAAUGGGCUGCCGUCUCCUCCAGCUGCUCUGUAUCACGGCCCGGCGUUUCCUCCACAGCCUUCCCAGUCCACCCAUCUGACCGAGCCAAUCCUGAGCACCAUCCAGCAGAGAGAAACCCUGGAGAACAGACUGGUAGAUUGGGUGGAGCAACAGCUCAUGGCCAGAAUGAUCACUGGAAUGUUCCCUCAGCCCGUCCAGACUGAUCCAGCCAGCCAAUCAGAGCCGGAGAAUAGUGUGACAUCAGGCAUAGUGGAGGCCGCAGGUGGUGGUGGGCUUCAGUUGUUUGUGGACACAGGGGUACCAGUGGACUCGGAACUCAUAAGACAGUGUGUAAAUGAAGUGCUGGCUGAAACCGCUGCAGUAAUGCUGGGACAGAGAGAGAUGCAGAUAGCGCCCACUGCCCCUGUCCAAACACAGGAUGCUCAGGAGGAGGUGUCUACGGUACCAACACCUGCACCCACUCCUGAGCCAGGCUCGACUGAGGCGCUGUCUCCUGUCAGAACCCCUGAUCUUUCCAAGCAUCUUUCUUCAGUUUUGUCCCCCAAAGAAAACCAUCAGGGAUCUGCUUCAUCAGGUCCAAAUAGAAUUCCUGUGGGAACACCGGCUACCACACCAAUCCCAUCUCCCACCAGGGUGGCCACACCCUCACCUCCUCCAGCCAAUCAGAGCCCAGAUUCAGGAACAGAGCUCCCCCUGGAGGAGGAAGAACCACACAGCGAGAGGCAGGAACAGCCUUCAGCGUCAGUUUUGACGUCAGUAGCCCAAGAGGACGAUGAGGAAGAAUCAGUCAUCCAUUCAUCUCCACCAAUCCUCUCCAAACCCAAGACUUCCCCACCUCCUCUUCCUCCUGUGAGCCAGGAACCUCCUCCUGCCGCCCCCCUUGAAUCCUUCUCUUCCUCCUCCUCCUCAGAGGAGAGCAGCUCUAGUUCCAGUGUGACUGUCACGGAGACGCAGACGCCAGCCAGACACAUCUCAGAGGGAGAGCUGCUGCUCACUCACGGCCAGAUGGCGGCAGUCAGAGUUCUGGAAGAGGAAGGAGUCCUUCUGCCUAAUUUAAUGACCAGCCUGAACAGUUCCCUGCAUGGAGUCCAAGAUAUGGAUUACGAUCCGCCCAGUGAAGGUCAGGUGAUCAGAGCUCCACACCUUCCUGCUCAUCAUGAUCCCGUCCUGUCUCUGUUGGCCAGAAUGGAACGCGGCCCUGUCAGACAAUCAAAGCAGCCAGAGAAAUGGUGGGAGGAGGAGAGCAGUGGAGAGGUCAGUGAGGGUCAGAGACCACUUCUGACGACCGCAGCGGAGAUUGUGCUGACCGGACACUCACUCAUGGAUCAUCAGAGAUACACACAGCACAGAUCCACUGAGAUCUCACCACACGCCACACUCUCAUCACCUGGACAAGUGCUCGCCGACCACACAGGUGCAGUGGUUGAAGACAGUGGGCUGUCAGUGAACCUCAGGUCAUUGGAGAAACAGAAGGAAGCUGAGGUUUAUCAUCAUGUGGUGACUGUCUCCUCCCCUCAUCCACAGGACACACAAAAUCAGAGCUCCCAGACGGCACAGGCGGUCCACAGACCUGCACCAAUCCUGGUGAGGCAGUACCAAGACAAAGAGGAACCAGAGUUACUGCAGCUGAGGAGACUUUCAGAUGACACGUUUUUUGGGGACAACAAGAAAGGUGAAGACAUUUUUCUGCACACAGAAGGAGGAAGUGAUGUCAGAGUGAUGUCAGUGAGGCUGCUUUCUGUCAAACAAGAUCAAGAGUCUGUCAGCCUCAGCUCUGUUGAAGGAGAUACAGACUCUUCUGCUAAUGAUGUGUUUUAACAGUGAUGACCCUGUGAAACCUCUGACAGGAAACUGCUAAGUGCCUGAAAGGAAGGAGAUGUUCUCAGCCUUAAAUUAUUCACAUCACAGAAACUCAUUUUGGAUGACAGUCAGUGCAAGAGAUAUAAUGAACUCUCUCUAAUGUCUCUUGCAUUGCUGUGCGACUGUAAUAGUACAUUUUUAUACAAAUAAAUUUCAAACAAAUCUGUAUCUUUCUUUGUUUUUGCAUUUUCCCACGAUUUUAAACUUUUGAAUUGAAUUUUUCAUCAUUUGUCGGGUUCUUUUGUCCAAGCUGGGCUGUUCUCUGUCAUGGUAAUGGCAGCGCAGAGCAUUACUUCAUUAAAGAGAGGGUUUUCACAUCAUUAGUCUCAGACUGCUGUUUCUCCCAUUACAGGGGGAGAUAGAGAGAGAUAGCCGCUAUCAGAUGCUGCUUUGCAGUGUCCUGCACUGAUGAUGCCUGUCUAAUAAGCAACCUGUUUCUUUCAGCACUCAAAA
Molecule: messenger RNA, 5193 nt
Organism: Sinocyclocheilus anshuiensis
Lineage: Eukaryota; Metazoa; Chordata; Actinopteri; Cypriniformes; Cyprinidae
Product: protein TALPID3-like
Exons: 31
Coding region: 1-4698 (1565 amino acids)
Biological process (GO): smoothened signaling pathway
Cellular component (GO): centriole; ciliary basal body
Source: RefSeq, a predicted model, not a curated record